AUGGGCGACUGGAGCUUCCUGGGGAGACUAUUAGAGAAUGCGCAGGAGCACUCCACGGUCAUCGGCAAGGUGUGGCUGACUGUGCUGUUCAUCUUCCGGAUCCUGGUGCUGGGCGCUGCUGCGGAGGAGGUUUGGGGAGAUGAGCAGUCAGACUUCACCUGCAACACGCAGCAGCCAGGCUGCGAGAACGUGUGCUACGACCAGGCCUUCCCCAUCUCCCACAUCCGCUUCUGGGUGUUGCAGAUCAUCUUCGUGUCCACACCCACCCUCAUCUACCUGGGACAUGUGCUGCACAUCGCGCGCGUGGAGGAAAAGAGGAAAGAAAGAGAGGAAGAGCUGCAGAAGGGGGGCGGCCUGUACCCCGGCGCCAAGGACCGGCCCCCGGCACUGGAUGAGCUGGGCAGAGUACGGAUCGCGGGGGCCCUGCUGCGGACUUACGUCUUCAACAUCGUCUUUAAGAUGCUGUUCGAGGUGGGUUUCAUCGCGGGCCAGUACUUUCUGUACGGCUUUAAGUUGAAGCCGCUGUACCGCUGUGCGCAAUGGCCCUGCCCCAACACGGUGGACUGCUUCAUUUCCAGGCCCACGGAGAAGACCAUAUUCAUCGUCUUCAUGCUGGCCGUGGCCUGCCUGUCCCUCUUUCUCAACCUGCUGGAGAUCUACCACCUGGGCUGGAAGAAGUUUAAGCAGGGGAUGACCAACCACUAUUGUCCAGAUGCCUCUGGGCUGGGGCAAAAAAACCCUGGGGGCAUCAGCCCUCUCAUCCUGCGCCCCCACUCAGCCCUGCCCUCCCACUCAGCCCUGCCCUCAGUCACUGUUGGAUUCCAGCCCUGCUCCACUUGCUCUGCCUCUUCCCUGGGACAGACAGCUUACCCGGGGGCCCCUCUGCCAGCAACAGACUUCAAAAUGGUAGCCCUGUCUGAGAUGCAUAGGAAGGGCCACCGGGCCAAGCUCUUCAGUGGCAGCCACUGCCUGCUGGCAACAGAACAGAGCCAGGCCAAACAAAAGGCCAAGCAGCAGGCUUCAACAAGAAGCAGCUCCCUGCUGGUGUCUACUCCUGCAGGCCUGACCCCUCCAGGCACCACCCAGCAGCCCCCUCGAGAGGGCAGAGCAGGAAGCAAAGUGCUCUUGGUCAGUGGGAAUGGCGGCAGCUCAGCAGACACACCUGAUGCAAGGGAACCAGCUGCUGCCACCAACAUAGAGCUGCACGGGCCCCCUCUGCUCCUCCUAGAUGCAGGACAGUCGAGCAAGGCAAGCAGCAACAGGGCCAGACCAAACGACUUGGCUAUCUAG
Molecule: messenger RNA, 1290 nt
Organism: Talpa occidentalis (Iberian mole)
Lineage: Eukaryota; Metazoa; Chordata; Mammalia; Eulipotyphla; Talpidae
Product: gap junction alpha-3 protein-like
Exons: 1
Coding region: 1-1290 (429 amino acids)
Biological process (GO): cell communication
Cellular component (GO): connexin complex
Source: RefSeq, a predicted model, not a curated record